Messenger RNA from Thlaspi arvense, 978 nucleotides. NCBI's taxonomy places the organism in Eukaryota, Viridiplantae, Streptophyta, Magnoliopsida, Brassicales, Brassicaceae. The record is from the annotation of a GenBank genome assembly.
AUGACACUAGAAGCUUUAUCAUCAACCGGUCUCUUAAACUUUUUGCUCUCUGAGACUCUUUCACCAACCCCAUUCAAAACUCUCGUCGAUCUCGAGCCAUCGCCGGAAAAUGACGACAUCAUCAUGUCCAAGAACACAGUUCCGGCGAUAUCUCAACAAGAACCACCGUUGCGGCAGCCACCACCGGCUAGCAGAGGGAAGAAGCGGAGGAGGAGGAAGCCUAGGGUUUGCAAAAAUGAAGAAGAAGCUGAAAAUCAACGAAUGACUCACAUCGCCGUAGAAAGAAAUCGAAGAAGACAGAUGAAUCAACAUCUCUCUGUCUUAAGAUCUCUCAUGCCUCAACCUUUUGCUCAAAAGGGUGAUCAAGCUUCAAUAGUUGGUGGAGCCAUAGAUUUCAUCAAAGAACUUGAACAUCAGUUACUAUCUCUUGAAGCUCAAAAGAUAUCUAAAGUAAACCAGACGGUUACUUCUUCAACAAGUCAAGACUCUAACGGCGAACCGGAGAAUCCUCAUCAACCAUCUUCAGUAUCACUAUCGCAGUUCUUUCUUCACUCCUACGAUCCGAACCAGGAGAAUAGAAAUGGCUCAACAAGCUCGGUUAAAACCGCUAUGGAAGAUCUCGAAGUGACUCUAAUCGAAACUCAUGCUAACAUCAGAAUCUUGUCGAGAAGAAGAGGCUUCCGGUGGACCUCAGUGGCCACCACCGGACCACCGCAACUUUCGAAGCUGGUGGCUGCUUUACAAUCACUCUCCCUCUCCGUACUUCACCUCAGUGUCACAACAUUGGAAGAUUUUGCUGUUUACUCCAUCAGCACUAAGGUGGAAGAGAGUUGCCAGCUAAGUUCAGUAGAUGACAUUGCAGGAGCAGUUCAUCACAUGCUAAGUAUCAUUGAAGAGGAGCCUUUUUGUUGUUCAUCAAUGUCAGAAUUACCCUUCAACUUUCCUUUAAAUCACACAAAUACCACUCAUUCUCUCUGA